AUGCCCAACCGACCACCGACCACCCUGGGCAGCGAAUCAAACAGCAGUUUUGCAGGAACCUCCGCUGCGCAAGUCAAGCAAUACUUUGCCAACUGGGCAGGAGCUCUAUGGGUAGACAGCGGCAUCACUGAAGUCAAGGGCACGACCAAUGUCCCGCAAGUAUCGAUGCCGGUUGGUGGUAGCCCCGCCGUCACCUACGGAGGUGCAGUCUGGGUCGGUAUCGACGGCGACACCUGUGGCAGUGCGAUCCUCCAGACCGGCAUCGUGUGGACCAUCGUCAACGGCCAAACCCGCUACAGCGCCUGGUACGAAUGGUUCCCGGCCCCGCUCACCGCGUUCGAGAACUUCGAAGUCCGCCCCGGCGACAGCAUCAACAUGCGCGUCGUCGCCACCAGCAGCACCAGCGGCACUGCGUACGUGACCAACCUCACGACCGGCCAGAGCGUGAGCAAGGACUUCUUCGACCAGGCGGUGCCGCUCUGCCAGCAGAACGCCGAGUGGAUCGUCGAGGACUUCAGCACCAACGGCAGCCUGAUCCCGUUCGCCGGCUUCUCGGACGUCCACAUCACCGACGCGAACUGGUUGGCCAACGGCACGACCUUCGGCCUCCAGGGCGCCAUCGAGGUCAACAUCCAGCAGAACAACCGCAUCAUGACGAACUGCAUCGUCAGCGGGAGUGACAAGGUGGAUUGCUCGUACACGGGCAACAACUAG
Molecule: messenger RNA, 714 nt
Organism: Dissoconium aciculare CBS 342.82
Lineage: Eukaryota; Fungi; Ascomycota; Dothideomycetes; Mycosphaerellales; Dissoconiaceae
Exons: 3
Coding region: 1-714 (237 amino acids)
Biological process (GO): proteolysis
Molecular function (GO): glutamic-type endopeptidase activity
Source: RefSeq, a predicted model, not a curated record